CGGAGAGAUCUUUGUUGAAGACCUGGGUGAAGAGACGGUGGAUACGGCCGAGAAAAUCCUGGAAGUGAUGGAAAGGGGCGAGACUAACCGACACACGGGGGAGACGAAUAUGAAUGAGCGCAGCAGUCGGUCCCACACUAUCUUCCGAAUGAUCAUUGAGUCGGAGCCUACACACUGCGAUGGGAACGACAACAGUACACACAAGCACGUUGAAGGAGACGACGAGCAUCCCGCACACAUUAAGGCCAAAAUGGUGUCUGUAUUGACAUUGGUCGAUCUCGCGGGAUCAGAACGUAUAAGUCAGACCAAAGCGGAAGGCACACGGCUCAAGGAAGGUGCACACAUAAACAAAAGUCUCCUCGCACUUGGAUCAGUCAUAUCUAAACUUAGCAGCGAUCCCGACGGGUAG
Messenger RNA from Sphaeroforma arctica JP610, 409 nucleotides. RefSeq lists its product as hypothetical. The transcript is spliced from 3 exons. The record is from RefSeq and is a predicted model, not a curated record. Gene Ontology annotation, biological process: microtubule-based movement. The annotation marks the transcript as partial. NCBI's taxonomy places the organism in Eukaryota, Ichthyosporea, Ichthyophonida. Gene Ontology annotation, molecular function: ATP binding; microtubule binding; microtubule motor activity.